Molecule: messenger RNA, 965 nt
Organism: Tinamus guttatus (white-throated tinamou)
Lineage: Eukaryota; Metazoa; Chordata; Aves; Tinamiformes; Tinamidae
Source: RefSeq, a predicted model, not a curated record
AGGCUUAUAAAUACAAAAGAGCCUGAGCUUGACUGUCCUCUGGAGAGAAGAGCCUUCAAGGGCAAAAAUCAAGAACGCAGAAUAUGCUUUUCUCCUUCUAAACUUCACUCUGAACAGAGUUUCCCAGAGCUCUGUUUAUUUCCUCAGGCUCCGUCAUGUCCUGCUUCACCCACCUAUGGCAUUCCAACACACCGGACUCUCCCACCAGCCCUGACCCUGCGUCUCCCAGCGAAAUUCCCAUCCCCAUCAGCCCCAUUGUUAUCACGUCCCCGGGAGAUGGCAAGAGGAAGCCCAGGUCCCCAACGGACAAGCCUGGCUCUCCCAACCCAACGUCUCCCAAGCCAACGUCCCCCGUCGAAUGCUCCAUCUGCUUCAACACCUAUGACAACACCUUCAAGACGCCCAAGCUGCUCCAAUGCUCCCACGUUUUCUGCCUGGAGUGCGUGGCUCGCCUGAGCACAGGGCUACCCCCGAACCAACCUGAGGACCAGCUUCCAUGCCCCUUCUGCAGGCAGCUCACCAGCAUCCCUCUGGAAGGGGCUCCAGCUCUGAAGACCAGCAAGGAGCUCCUGGCCACGCUGCCCCCCGAACUCCAGCAGGAGAAGGUGCUCUGGAUGGAAGGGACCAAGCUCUGCUGCCGCCAGACAUCAGAUGACCCCGAGAACCCGGACUCGUGCAUCUCCAUUGACGUGGCCAUGAGCAAGCCCGAGGCUCCGGAGCCCCCUCCGGCAGGGCUAGCCGGGAGGCUGUCCCGCUGCGACAUGUGUGACGACUGGAAACGCAUCCUCCUCCUCUCUGCGCUCAUCAUCAUCAUCUUCUGCAUCAUCCUGUGGCCGGUCCAGUGUGCCCUGAAGACUGGGAACCUCCGCUGCUUCACGAGAACUGUUGCAAUGAGCAGGCCGGACUAUCUCCCCCCUAAACCCACCACAGCAGCAGCGCCUGUGACACAGCCACACUUCCAGUAG